Messenger RNA from Phlebotomus argentipes, 586 nucleotides. RefSeq names its product mediator of RNA polymerase II transcription subunit 10 (gene MED10). The transcript is spliced from 2 exons. The coding region runs from base 94 to 495 and encodes 133 amino acids. Gene Ontology annotation, biological process: positive regulation of transcription by RNA polymerase II. Lineage: Eukaryota; Metazoa; Arthropoda; Insecta; Diptera; Psychodidae. Gene Ontology annotation, cellular component: chromatin; mediator complex. The record is from RefSeq and is a predicted model, not a curated record. Gene Ontology annotation, molecular function: transcription coregulator activity.
UGUUGCCAAAGGGAAUGUUUUCGUUUUGCAAAAUCUGACGUUUUGCCUGAUCGCCACAAUUACAUGCGAUUUCUCUCGUGAAUACACACAAAAAUGGAUUGCAAGAAUCCUCUGGAGAAUCUCGAGACAAACCUGGAGAUGUUUAUAGAGAAUGUGCGCCAAAUUCGCAUUAUAGUCAGUGAUUUUCAAGCUCAAGGCCAGAACGUCCUCAAUCAGAAGAUUCAGGGCCUCGUCACGGGACUCCAGGAGAUUGACAAGCUGAAGAGUCAGGUGCAGAAUGUGCACGUUCCUUUCGAGGUUUUCGACUAUAUCGACCAGGGAAAGAAUCCCCAGCUGUACACCAAGGACUGCAUAGAUAAGGCAAGGAGCAAGAAUGAGGAAGUCAAGGGGAAAAUCGACUCGUACAGGAAGUUCAAAGCAAACAUGUUGCUGGAGCUUCAGAAGACCUUCCCCAACGAGAUGAACAAGUACCGCGCCAUCCGUGGAGAUGAAUAAACCUCCCAGCAUCCUCACUGCCCUCACCAUACCUUAUUUUAUUACACACAAAUAUGAAUUAAAGAGAUUUUCAAAAAUUUCCCAAUAAAAA